This is a messenger RNA of Brassica oleracea var. oleracea, 1003 nucleotides long. RefSeq names its product proteasome subunit alpha type-7-A. The record is from RefSeq and is a predicted model, not a curated record. The coding region runs from base 72 to 824 and encodes 250 amino acids. Gene Ontology annotation, cellular component: proteasome core complex; proteasome core complex, alpha-subunit complex; nucleus. Gene Ontology annotation, biological process: ubiquitin-dependent protein catabolic process. Lineage: Eukaryota; Viridiplantae; Streptophyta; Magnoliopsida; Brassicales; Brassicaceae. The transcript is spliced from 3 exons.
AGUUGGAAUCGACAUUGAACAAAAGGGAAGAGAGAAUCAGAAAGAACACUCGCAGGAGAAAAAGUUGAGAGAUGGCUAGAUACGAUCGAGCAAUCACGGUGUUCUCACCAGAUGGUCACCUUUUUCAAGUAGAGUACGCCUUAGAAGCUGUCCGGAAAGGUAACGCCGCCGUCGGAGUCCGCGGAGCCGAUACCGUCGUCCUCGCCGUCGAGAAGAAAUCCACCCCUAAGCUCCAGGAUACAAGAUCAGCCAGAAAGAUUGUGAGUCUUGAUAACCACAUUGCCUUAGCCUGUGCUGGGCUGAAGGCAGAUGCUCGUGUCCUGAUUAACAAAGCGAGGAUCGAGUGUCAAAGCCACAGGCUUACGUUGGAGGAUCCAGUGACUGUUGAGUACAUCACUCGUUACAUAGCUGGGCUUCAACAGAAGUAUACUCAAAGUGGUGGUGUCAGACCCUUUGGUCUUUCCACUCUUAUUGUUGGUUUCGACCCCUACACUCGUAUACCUGCGCUUUAUCAGACUGAUCCAUCUGGUACGUUCUCUGCUUGGAAGGCUAAUGCAACCGGGAGAAACUCAAACUCAAUCAGGGAGUUUCUGGAGAAGAAUUAUAAAGAGACCUCGGGACAAGAGACUGUUAAACUAGCAAUCCGUGCUCUGCUUGAGGUAGUUGAGAGUGGUGGAAAGAACAUUGAGGUUGCUUUAAUGACAAGGGAGGAAGGUACUCUGAAGCAGCUAGAAGAAGCUGAAAUCGAUGCUAUUGUGGCUGAGAUUGAAGCUGAGAAGGCGGCCGCAGAAGCAGCCAAGAAAGCCCCUUCAAGGGAAACAUGAGUCUGAUCUUACAGUCUCGGUUUCUAAAUUCUGGUGUUGGUUCAAAGUAAGAUAUUUGAGGGUUGAAUACAAAAAAUCUGGACUGCUUUUAGUUCAGUGUUGUUGGAUUAUUAGCCUGUUUGACAUUCUUCGUUAUUUUGCUAUUUUAUGCAUGAAUGUUUGACUGAGUUUUUUUUUUU